Molecule: messenger RNA, 1830 nt
Organism: Argentina anserina (silverweed cinquefoil)
Lineage: Eukaryota; Viridiplantae; Streptophyta; Magnoliopsida; Rosales; Rosaceae
Product: transcription factor TCP13
Exons: 2
Coding region: 320-1426 (368 amino acids)
Biological process (GO): regulation of secondary shoot formation
Cellular component (GO): nucleus
Molecular function (GO): sequence-specific DNA binding; DNA-binding transcription factor activity
Source: RefSeq, a predicted model, not a curated record
CUCAGCCACACACUUGCAGAAUAUUUCGAUUCUCAGAGAUUGCAUGGGCGGCCAUCACUUAAUUGGUUCUGUUCUUUAGCUACCAAAUUUCCAUGACCAAUUCAAUUACGGAAAGCAAACCACUCAAUAUAUAUUCUUCGUCAUCGCUGUGAUAGUCAAGCCCCAAAAACUGGUCAGCAGUCAGAACCGGAGAGGAUUAGAGGAGAUCGAUAGAGAAGUAUAUAUCUUGAAGCAAGAAAGAGACCAGAAAUCGAGAACCUUGAGCUGAAAUGAUAAGUUUCCGAUUAUAGCGAACCAAUGACGAGAGAGUACACAUAAGAUGAUUAGGAGUCCCAAUACUAAUGAUGCUGAUGGACAAGGACCAGCAGGAUCGACUACUCAUUUUGAAGCUGGCACGACCUCAAGAUUAACUUUGUCAUCAACAACUUCUCGUUCAACUGCUUCAACAACAGUAGCACCAUGGAUGAGGUUAAGUAAAGAUCCAAGAAUUGUACGUGUAUCGCGUGCUUUUGGGGGAAAGGACAGGCAUAGCAAAGUUUGCACUGUGAGAGGGUUGCGAGAUCGGCGCGUGAGGCUUUCGGUACCUACUGCGAUUCAGUUGUAUGAUCUUCAAGAUAGGCUUGGACUCAACCAACCUAGCAAAGCUGUCGAUUGGUUGCUUGACGCGGCCAAGGAUGAUAUCGACCAGCUUCCACCUCUUCCAAUGAUGCCUUCUGUCCCAGGGAGCUAUGGCGGCGGCGGCCUAAUGAAUCAUCAGUCACUCCUGAAUAUCACUCCAUCACCUCUUGAUCAAAACAUAGGAGAUCAAGGAACUAGAAGCAAUAUUUGGAGAUCAACAAAUGAUGGUGAAGAAGAUCAGAAAAAUGAUAAAGAUGUGGAAGAAUCAGACGAAGAUGAUAAUGGAAAACAAAGAGGGAAUGUUGUUGAUCAUGGUUCAUCAUCAUCAAACAACUUCUUGAUGGCCAGAACUAGUACUACUACUACUACCAAUCAUCCAUUGUUCUUUCCAGGUCUUCUGAACAAUUGUAAUGCCAUGCCUAAUUACGGUUUUCAUCAUUGGGAUCAAAAUCAGUCUUCAAAUUUUCCGCUAUCUCAUCAGUUGGCAAGCCAUGGAUUCACAUCUCAACCUACAGAUCUUCACAAUUUCAAUGUGGCAUCCUUGCCUUCCGCAUUAUCUUUAUCAACUGGAACAACACAAUCUUAUUUUCCUUCGCAUGCUACCACGGAUGCAGCAGAUAAUCAGAUCGAUAUUCCGAGACAAUUCAGCCACCACAUGCCGAGUUCUCAUCAAAACCUCUUGGCCAAUUCUGUAUACCCUAGUAGCCAGUCUAUGCAGAGAGCAACGCCCCAAAAUUUGAUGAGUAUGAUUACAAAGCUUUCCCAUUCUUCCCAGCCAACUAAAGACCAGGAGCCUCCUUCUAGAUGAUACAAGCAAGCGACCUAGCUUAUAGGCGAUUCUAGUCCAAGAGUACUCAUGAGAGGUACUAAUGACAUUUCGUUCAACUAUGAGAAAUAAAUGAGAAAUAAAGUAUGUAUCCAUUUCUCUUGUACCUUUAAACGGCGAUGGAGAGCUAGUGCGCAGGCCAGGUACAGAACGAUCUCUAGAGGAAACUUUCAUCGAAUCCCGGGGUUUCUGAUAGUUCUUGAUUAAUUAAAUGUUCAUUUAAGAUUUUAUUACGUAUUAUGUUUGGUUUCCUUUUCAUAGUUUUGCUAUGCAUAUAGGCUAGCUCAUGUUUCUGUGCUAUUCAGCAAGAUUUUGAGUAAGAUUAUCAUAGGCCAGUUUCUAACCAUAAACUCAAAGCAUUGCUUGCAACAUAUAUAUGAAUAUGA